Chrysemys picta bellii (western painted turtle) is the source of this 1399-nucleotide messenger RNA. It is a transcript of the gene DLX6, whose product is annotated as distal-less homeobox 6. The record is from RefSeq and is a predicted model, not a curated record. Gene Ontology annotation, molecular function: DNA-binding transcription factor activity, RNA polymerase II-specific; RNA polymerase II cis-regulatory region sequence-specific DNA binding. Gene Ontology annotation, biological process: negative regulation of transcription by RNA polymerase II; cell differentiation; embryo development. Lineage: Eukaryota; Metazoa; Chordata; Testudines; Emydidae.
CUACAACCACCGCUCGCUGGCCGCCUAUCCCUACAUGAGCCACUCGCAGCACAGCCCUUACCUCCAGUCCUACCACAACAGCAGCGCGGCCAGCCAGACGCGGGCGGACGAUGCAGAUCAGCAAAAAACAACAGUGAUUGAAAACGGUGAAAUCAGAUUCAAUGGAAAAGGAAAGAAGAUACGGAAGCCUCGAACCAUUUAUUCGAGUUUACAACUUCAGGCUUUAAAUCAUCGCUUUCAGCAGACUCAGUACCUGGCACUUCCAGAGAGAGCUGAACUGGCAGCUUCCUUAGGACUUACUCAGACACAGGUGAAGAUCUGGUUUCAGAACAAACGCUCCAAAUUUAAGAAGCUGCUAAAGCAGGGCAGCAAUCCUCAUGAGAGCGACCCUCUGCCAGGUUCCGCUGCCCUGUCCCCGCGGUCUCCAGCUCUCCCUCCAGUCUGGGACGUUUCAGCUUCUGCCAAGGGAGUCAGUAUGCCGCCCAACAGCUACAUGCCUGGUUAUUCUCACUGGUAUUCUUCUCCACAUCAAGACACAAUGCAGAGACCACAGAUGAUGUGAAUAGUCCAAGAGAAAUAAUCUAUCAAGAAGCCCUAGUCUCGACAUGGCAAGCAGUCCGCUGUCUUGCCAACGGUGCCAAUUUAACAGGCUCUGUGUGAACUUGUAUGUGUGGCAAGGAGACAAGGUUGGGGUUUUUUUUGUUUUGUUUUGUUUUUUUCUUUUAGUAACCUCAGUGAUUGAUCUGGAACAGAAAGAGACUUUUUUUUUCCAUGCUGGCGCACAUAAGACACUUCUCUUUAGGAUAUUUUAAUUUGGACUCGAAGGAACCAGCCUCGUCGCUUUGGAGUAUACUGUCAAAGCAAACUUUUUACAGACUUUUUCCCACGAGAAGAACCUGAGUAUAUCCGGCAACGUUUUUACUUGUUUAAUGAGCUAAAGAUAUUACUUGAUGAAAGGGAGGCUAUUCAAGCUCCUGCAUUUGUAUUCACCAAACCCAGACUGGAGGGGAGGGGGCGCGAAAGUGCUUGAAAAGGAAAAUAUACUGUACGAUUAAAACAUUACCACGAAGCAAAAACUGCAUGCUUUAUCAAAAUGGAAUGGACAGCAAGCAACCAAGAAGAAACCACUGUCUGUCCCUCAGAUCUCUGCCCCCAACACCCCCCUCCCAAAGUCCCCUGAAAUCUAACAGGAAAAGGACAAAGGAGGAACCCACCAAAACAACCAUCCUAUGGCUUUGAAAGGUUCAGUACUUGAUUGGUGGUAUUCUCACCAAUUCACUAAGCUAUAGAGACGUUUAUAUUGAGCAACCUUUCUGUAUAUAUUGCUGAAUUUUAGUUGUAAAUAUACUUUGUAUGUUUUUGUCUUCUUUCAUAUAUAGAGUAAAAGCCACAAAACGUC